UUUGUCUUUUGUCCAAUUACACCACGCAAUGUUGUCAUCCCUCAGUCCACUGCUGCUACACCUAUUAGCAUGACCAAGAAAAAAGUGCCCAUAAAGAAACGCAAAGUCAUACCAAUUGAUGUUGUUGUUCCUAAGAAAACUAAGGCAAGGAAGCUGCUGAGACUUGGAAAUACUGACAAGGAAGUCACUGCGCAGGAACCCGUGUAUAAUAGUACUUCUAUAUCUUGUGAAGAAAGACAAGUUGAUAUCCACGUUUCUAAGAUAAGUAAUCAAAGGAAAUCUCCUAGAUUAGUGAGGGAUGAUGUGGAUAGAGUAGUUAGGACUGAUGCAGGUGUCAGUGUGGAACAACCAGUGAAUGAUACAACUUCAUUUUCUGUUCAAGAUCGACAACAUGGACAACAUCAAAAAGCUUCUCUUAUGUUGAAGAUAUCAUCUCUAGAAGAUCAGUUGAAUCUACAGAGUUUAGAGAUAAAAAAACUUGAUGAAAAAAUCAAGCUGCAGGAUGGAACAAUUGCACAGUUGAUCAAAGACCAAGAAAUCAUGGCUAUGAAGUUCAAGGAAUAUGUUGAAAGCUUAACAAAUAAAAUAAUUUCUGAAGGUGUCAGUCAUUCUCCAACCCGUUGUUCAGACCAGCCCAAUGCCAAUGCCGGUGUGAAUGUUGAUGCAGAUACUGUAGCAAAUGAAGAUGUCAAUUUUAAUUCAGAUUGUUCAUUGCUAGAAGUACCUCCUGUAGUCACAGAUUCUGAUGAUAUGUUUGAGAAGGGAAUGACUCAAGCUCUCAACAUUGCUUUAGAUAUGUACGAGUCGAUGCUUGUAAUCCCUAAUGGUUGUGAACCAGCCUCUUCCUCUCAUAUAAAUGAAAACAUCAAUCAUGAGAAACUCCAGGCAGUCACAUUUCAGGAGCAACCUUGUACUAUUCUUCCAUCUGCUCAAACCACACAUGAGACUGACCCGGUUACUGCUAUUGAUGUUGUUGAGAUUGAUGAUCUAACCUUGACUAAAGGUAGACCCAAAAGAAAGGCCAAAUCACCUUCUCGCUACACUCCGGGUUCUGAAGCUUUGAAAAAGAACAAAAAAGCAUGUCAUCUGCAAGUUGUUUGCCCAUUCAGCUUUGAUCCAUUUUCUGUUUUCAAAU
This is a messenger RNA of Cuscuta epithymum, 1135 nucleotides long. The record is from the annotation of a GenBank genome assembly. NCBI's taxonomy places the organism in Eukaryota, Viridiplantae, Streptophyta, Magnoliopsida, Solanales, Convolvulaceae.